AUGGCAGUUUUUGAUGUUUUUAAUCCCUUACAGAAUAUGACACCACGGUUCACUGAAGAGCAAUUGUCUGAAAUAAUUGAAUGGUUCGACGACAAUUCAAAGCCUCUAUUAAUUAUUGAUAAUGGAGAACCAAUAAAUGUAAUAACUGUUGAAAAAAUAAAAGAUUUUUUGGACCUCAAAAAAUUUCAUAGGCGUGAUUUUCAUUAUCCAAGUUAUGCAGAAAUUAUGAAUGAAGUAGAAAAAUUAAAAGCCGGAAUUAUAAGAAUGAUUACAAAGGAUCAAUUCAUAUAUAUGCUAGAUAAAUGGAUUUUAAUGCCUGACAUUAAACAUGAGCUUAAACUAGCAUUUAAGGUAUUCGACACCGAAAAACGAAAUUUUUUGGAGACAGAUGACAUUAAAGUUAUAGUAACAACUCAUGCAGAUGUAUACAGUGAAGCAGAGACUCGAGAGUUAUUACGAGAUGCAAAUGUUCGUGGCGAUGGAAAUAUUUUUUAUGAGGAUUUUGUUGAAAGCUUAUUUAAUGUUGCUCCUGAACUUUAUCAAUUAGAGGCUCAAUAUCUGUACCAAAAUCCUCAUGAAGAUCCAUCAGUUUUACCAGAACCUGAAGAAACUGCACCGACUCCAAUAACAACGGAAGGAGAGGCGAAUAUGCCAGUAAAGGAUCAGAAGGAAUCAUGA
This is a messenger RNA of Vanessa atalanta (red admiral), 678 nucleotides long. RefSeq names its product calmodulin-like. Bases 1 to 678 code for a protein of 225 amino acids. Gene Ontology annotation, molecular function: calcium ion binding. NCBI's taxonomy places the organism in Eukaryota, Metazoa, Arthropoda, Insecta, Lepidoptera, Nymphalidae. The record is from RefSeq and is a predicted model, not a curated record. The transcript is spliced from 4 exons.